Molecule: messenger RNA, 765 nt
Organism: Symbiodinium sp. CCMP2456
Lineage: Eukaryota; Dinophyceae; Suessiales; Symbiodiniaceae
Source: the annotation of a GenBank genome assembly
AUGGCUCUCAGGGAAGCCGACGGAACUAUGCGCAUCCAGAAAGGCCACUUCGUCUACUGGAUGGAUUCCGAUAAGGAUAUUCCCAGAGGAGAUCUCGGCUGGGUCAGUCUUACUCGAGGCUACGAUGGUAAGAUUGGAGUGCUUUUCCCUGGCCCGGAUGGGAUCAGACCACAUCCAUGGCAGGGCGACUUGUCACAUGAGAAUCUCUACAAAUCCUGGUUCCAGAAGCUGAUGUGGGUUCAUGUUGCCGAUGUGCCGGGUGUGCCAUUCUCGGACAUUGGCUACGUGUACGAAUACGGCGGAGGAGACGUGCAGGUGACGAUGAAAGAGGCGCUGAUUCAAGCACCGCCGGAAGCCAUCCACCGAUGCGACUUCCAGCAUCGCUCUUGGGUGCACAUCCUGGAUCACCCUGAAAGCGAUCUCGUGAGCUUUGUGGGCACUUACAUGAAGAGCGGCAAGGUUGUUGCGUACAGCCCGUCGGGGAGGUGCGCCGAGUACGAGACCUGGCAGUUGGCCCUGGCGCGUGUGCAGGAGAAGUCAUGGGUGCUCUCGGACAAGGGCGAGGUGGGUGUUGCCAAGGAUGAUGAUAAAGGGAAGAUCGUCGUGCGUUUCCCAAGCAGCGGCCAAGAGGAUCCGCCAAGGAAACCUUCAUGCCGAAAGAGCUCAAGUUGUCCCCCAUCCAACAAAAAUUGUUUGUCACCUGGACGGGUCAUGACGACGAUGUUCCGGAAGGACAUGUGGGAGAGGUCUAUGACCUCAAAAUGA